AUGGAAGUGAAUGAAGAAGAUAGUGACGAAGUUCGAACAACAAAUUCAAAGGAUGAAACUGAUGACGGACCAAUAGCAAUGCGUACUCGAGGAGCGGAAAGAAAACAGAAACUACUGCAAACAAGUAUGGUACAAAGGGCAAGUUCAAUAACGUUAAUGGUUACCAUUACUUUUUCAUUACUGAUACACGUUACUUUAGCAGGUAACCUGAUAUUACCAGGGGAUAAUAUAAUGGUAAAAGGGAUUAAUAGAACUUUGUUCAUAGCUCCUUGUAAACUAAAAUUCGAUGUUCCCAAAUUAACUAAAUUGAUCAGCUGUAUAAUCGAUCAAUUCAAAAUUGAAAAAAUAACGGCCGAAUUAGAAAUCCUAUCACAACAACAACAAUUUCGUAAUGGUCAAUACGCUCGACCAACAUGGAGCCUUGUGGAUGAGAUCAAUCAAGAAAGCGAUGAGUUAUCAAUCCGAUUUAAAUAUGGAACUGAUAAGAGCUCGGAAUUCAUACAAGAAUUGAAUAAUCUUACAACGAACUGGAAGCUCGUUAGCUUUUGUAUUUCUACUUUUAUUCUCAUGUCAAUUCUUGUUAUUGUUAAUCUAAAAUUGAAGCUAAUCUGUAUAGUUUUCAAAUGUUUCAAACGAGCGCAACGAAAGGCAAGUCCUACUGAAGCAGAACUAGUACCUACUUUAAAGGAUGAACAAUCCCAAAAUUUAUCAUUACAAUUAAAUUCAAUCAAAUAG
Loa loa (African eye worm) is the source of this 735-nucleotide messenger RNA. RefSeq lists its product as hypothetical. NCBI's taxonomy places the organism in Eukaryota, Metazoa, Nematoda, Chromadorea, Rhabditida, Onchocercidae. The coding region runs from base 1 to 735 and encodes 244 amino acids. The transcript has a single exon. The record is from RefSeq and is a predicted model, not a curated record.